AUGUACUGGCGUGAGUCCUGGGUCGGGUCGUGGAUGCCACCGAGCUUGCAGCACGACAGCACGUGCAACGUCCGCGACACUCACCACAAGAUUGCGAGUAAAUUCUACAAGCGGCCCUUUGCGGGCAUUAUCAUUCGGAGUUCUGUUAGUCUUUCGUUCAAAGUGCUUGGCGAUUCUCUGGAGCCAGAUGCUCCCCCGGUCAUACUACUUCACGGUCUACUUGGGAAGAAGACACAUUGGGAGAGCGUUGGGAAGACCAUAAUGAACACGGCGAAGCGAGGAGUUGUCGUCGCAGACCUAAGGAACCAUGGGGACAGUCCACACACCAGCUCGCACACUUACAUAGACCUAGCAGAGGACGUAAGGGAUCUGGUCAAGAAACUGAACAUCGAUAAAACCACGCUGCUUGGCCACAGCAUGGGCGGUAGAACGGCCAUGUCUCUCGCGUUGAUGAAGCCCACAGUCGUGUCCAAUUUGAUAGUCGUAGAUGUGUCCCCGGUUUCCUCGCCUGGCAAGAUGGAUGACUUCUUUCCAAGACUUUGGGAUGUUAUGAAAUCCGUUAAAUUUGAAGCGAAAACCCUUGCUACUGCUAGACAAGAAGCUUUGCAUAGGCUCAAAGAGUCUGGUGUCGUAGAAGACUUUCCUACGUUGAAUUUUUUAUUAAUGAACGUGAUUGAGAGGAAGAAUGGCCAAUUUGGUUGGAUGUGCAAUGUUGUAGUGUUGCAAAAACACUUCGAAUACAUUGCUUCCUUUCCGCUAGAGCUUGCUGGCAAGUUCUACCAGGGCCCUACUCUGUUCAUCGCUGGUGGGGAAUCCAAUUAUGUUCCGCUAAGUGACACAAAGGGAAUCCGAGAAUUCUUUCCACAAGCAGAAAUUCAAUUUGUAAAGAAAGCCGGCCACAACGUCCACUUUGACGCCCCAGAUACAUUUUUAAGCCUAGUCACCACCUUUAUUCGGGAGUACUCAUUAAAGUAA
Molecule: messenger RNA, 975 nt
Organism: Pectinophora gossypiella (pink bollworm)
Lineage: Eukaryota; Metazoa; Arthropoda; Insecta; Lepidoptera; Gelechiidae
Product: protein ABHD11-like
Exons: 4
Coding region: 1-975 (324 amino acids)
Cellular component (GO): mitochondrion
Source: RefSeq, a predicted model, not a curated record